Molecule: messenger RNA, 1818 nt
Organism: Chenopodium quinoa (quinoa)
Lineage: Eukaryota; Viridiplantae; Streptophyta; Magnoliopsida; Caryophyllales; Amaranthaceae
Product: peroxisomal nicotinamide adenine dinucleotide carrier-like
Exons: 11
Coding region: 198-1208 (336 amino acids)
Biological process (GO): nucleotide transport; transmembrane transport
Source: RefSeq, a predicted model, not a curated record
GAACGCAACAACCACGCGCAAAACUCUCCUUCUCCUUCACAUCAAACUUGAUGAAAUUGAUGUUGAAACGCAACAACUGAAAGCGAACUUGCAUUCGCUACAUCCAAAGUCAAGAUACCGUCUUCUCCCCCCUCAUUUCCUCUCUCCUCUCAUCGAUCAACAAACCCUCAUUUUCCAAUCAACAAUUUUGUUGCAGUAUGUCGGAUGCUCUCAUCAAUGGCCUCGCCGGCGCCGGCGGCGGUAUCAUCGCUCAGCUCAUCACCUAUCCUCUUCAAACUGUUAACACUCGGCAGCAAACGGAUCGGGACCCAAAGAAGGAGAAGAAGAAGCUUGGAACUCUUGAACAAAUGUGUCAGGUUGUGAAGCAUGAAGGAUGGGGGAGGCUAUAUGGAGGUUUGACUCCGUCAUUAGUAGGUACUGCUGCUUCUCAGGGUGUUUACUAUUAUUUCUAUCAAAUAUUCAGGAAUAAGGCUGAAGCUAUUGCUCUUGACCGCAGGAAGAGAGGACUUGGUGAUGGAUCUGUUGGCAUGUUAUCAUCAUUAAUUGUGGCUGCUAUGUCUGGGUGUACAAAUGUGUUGCUGACAAAUCCCAUAUGGGUUAUUGUCAUUCGGAUGCAGACGCACACUAAGGCUUCCAAGAAAGUACAGCCCAAUCAAGCUAUAAGAUCUCCUGAAGAUAGUUUAGUUGCAAUAGAGCCACCACCUUAUGGAACUAGCCAUGCAAUUCAAGAAGUUUAUGAUGAAGCUGGAUUCUGGGGCUUUUGGAAAGGUGUAAUACCAACAUUGAUAAUGGUAAGUAAUCCUUCUAUACAGUUCAUGCUGUAUGAGACCCUAUUAGAAAAGCUGAGGAAGAGGCGUGCAAUGAAUAAAAAUGGUAGCAAGGGAGUAACUGCUUUAGAGACAUUUUUACUUGGGGCUGUAGCAAAGCUUGGAGCUACUGUCGUGACAUAUCCCCUUUUGGUGGUAAAGUCGAGGCUUCAAGCAAAGCAAAUUGCUGGCACAGACACAAAGCAUCACUACAAAGGUACAUUUGAUGCGCUCACGAAGAUAGUUCAUAACGAGGGUUUGUCUGGAUUUUACAAAGGGAUGAGCACAAAGAUUGUACAAAGUGUUCUUGCAGCUGCCGUUCUAUUUAUGAUUAAGGAGGAAUUAGUGAAAGGAGCACGUCUAUUACUUUCAAAGAAUGGUGCCUUAUCAAAGCCUCAAUAGUUGUAGGCUUGUUUUAUCCUCACCAUAUAGGUAUACCUUUCCAGCUGCAAAUAAAAAAAAAGUGAAGUAAAAUCAUGGCGGAGUUGAGCCAAUUAUGGGCUUUAACUAUGAUACCGUAUUCUGAUGAAGGAAGGAAUCAUGUGAGUCUCUGGAAAUGCAGCUUCUGUUGUGAAUGGUCAAGCAAGGGUUUCAUAUUACGAGUAGCCAAAUUGUAAAAUGUUAAACUUGAUUUGUAAGCCUUGGGAGAAAAAAAAAAAAAAAAAAAUGGCUGGAUUAUUAAUUAUUGUGUUAUUCAUAUUAAUUUUUUUGUCAAACACACAUUACUUUAUGUAUUGCUGCCAUCGGAGCUCAGCGCUUCAGCAUCUUGAGCAGCGGUAAAUUAUCAAAGCAUUCUGCUUUCAGUAUACACCUUAUAUUUGGGUUUAUGACGACAAGGAUAGCUACGUGUUAUAGUCACUUGCUAUUGUCUGGCACCAAAGUAUACGUUGAUGUUUACUGGAGUCCAAAAGGAUUAUCACAAGAUUCAAAACCAAGUAAAAUGAUGUUCCUUUGCCUUAGCUGGAGGAGAAAGUGUGACAAACGUUAAUGAAAAGUACCCUUCCUUUCUUUC